CUGCGCAUGCGCGGCGCGGGAUGGCGGCGGCGGCGGCGGCGGGGGGAACGGAGGCGGCGGCGGAAGAUGCGGGCGGUGCGGCGCCGUGUGCGGGAUCGGGCCGCGCCGCUCGGCUGCCGCUGUCCCGCGUGAAGGCGCUGGUGAAGGCGGACCCGGACGUCGGUCUGGCCAGCCAGGAAGCCGUGUUCGUGCUGGCGCGGGCCGCGGAGCUGUUCGUGGAAACCAUCGCUAAGGACGCCUUUGUGUACGCCCAGCAGGGCAAGAGGAAAACCCUGCAGAGGAAGGAUCUGGAUAACGCCAUCGAAGCUGUUGACGAGUUUGCCUUUUUGGAAGGUACUUUGGACUGAGUUGGUCAGAAAUGGAGUUCUCUGCAAAAAGGGACUGCAGGCACCAGUGUGGGGUGGCAGGCAGGAUGCCAAGGGUUGGAUGCAUUCCUGGCACUGAGACACUGAAAUGGGCAACUAUAAUACUUUGUAUAAAGUCUAAGUCAUUGUAAGUUCUUUAUUUAAAGCACGUGGUUUGUUCCUCUGUAAGUAUUUUGUAUGACUUUGAACCCCAGCCCUGCCCCUCUGAGAGAGCUCAGAUCCCGAGGCACAAACCUGAUGAUUUAUACAUAUCUGGUGGUUUAUAGAUAUAUUUUUUAAAUGGAAAUGUAUUUUUCUUUGUAUGUGUUUUGUUGGGCUUUUGUUGGUUUUUUUUACCAAUGCGAUUAAAGGCGGUGCUGUUGCUGAGUUGCUGUCCUGAGUGCUCCUCUCUGCUGCUGUGCUGCUCCCAUGGCACCAAUGUGGUUUGGCAGGGAUGCUCUCCCAUGGCAUUUUGCUUUACUGAGCAUUUCCCCAAGGUUUCUGUCUGAGGAAUCCCAGCUCUCCUCCAGGCACCACAUAUGAGCUCCAGAGAGGCCUAGGUUGUUUUUGGGGCUGUACAGCUUCCAUGCAGUUGUGUGAUGGCUGCACCUGCAAGGGAUCACAGUUGGAUAAUAAUAAAUCCCCCGUUUUGAAGGCGA
Phasianus colchicus (ring-necked pheasant) is the source of this 1003-nucleotide messenger RNA. It is a transcript of the gene POLE4, whose product is annotated as DNA polymerase epsilon 4, accessory subunit. The record is from RefSeq and is a predicted model, not a curated record. Lineage: Eukaryota; Metazoa; Chordata; Aves; Galliformes; Phasianidae. Gene Ontology annotation, biological process: DNA-templated DNA replication. Gene Ontology annotation, molecular function: protein heterodimerization activity. Gene Ontology annotation, cellular component: epsilon DNA polymerase complex; nucleus.